Molecule: messenger RNA, 2083 nt
Organism: Notolabrus celidotus (New Zealand spotty)
Lineage: Eukaryota; Metazoa; Chordata; Actinopteri; Labriformes; Labridae
Gene: wars1
Product: tryptophan--tRNA ligase, cytoplasmic
Exons: 11
Coding region: 286-1716 (476 amino acids)
Biological process (GO): tryptophanyl-tRNA aminoacylation
Cellular component (GO): cytoplasm
Molecular function (GO): tryptophan-tRNA ligase activity; ATP binding
Source: RefSeq, a predicted model, not a curated record
UGGUCCGACUUUCCCGAUUUGUACAGUUUUAACUUAAAUGUUGGAUGUAAAUUUUGGUUUGCUUGCGAUAUUUAAACACGACCUAAUAAAGAAACACUUUUGUACUCUAAGCGAAGUCGUACGGUUUUCCAAACGGGUGCUUGUGUAUUGGAAAAGUCAAAGCGGAACGGCAAGGAAGCCUGUUUGCCGGGGAGGAAUUUACCCCGAACACAACACCACACAGGCUGAUGCAAGUUGAAUGAGUGAGCUGACAGUUGUGAGGGGAAUACUGUAAGAGUGGAGACGAUGACAGAUUGUCAAGGAGAAGGGGAAGGAGCCAAGAGUCCAAUGGAGCUCUACGAGAAACUGACAGCACAAGGAGACGAAGUCAGAGCCUUAAAAACAGCUAAAGCUGAGAAGGCUGAAGUUGAUGCUGCUGUCCAGAUGUUACUAAGGUUGAAAGUGGACUACAAAAAGGUGACGGGCCAGGAUUACAAAGCAGGCUGUCCGCCUUCAGAAAAUGCUGCCGUCCCUGACAACGGGCCUGCAGCAGAUGGCGCUGAUGAUGAAGACACAGUUGACCCAUGGAAUGUUGCGACCACCAAUGCCAAGGGAGUGGAUUACGACAAACUCAUAGUGAGGUUUGGCAGCAGUAAAAUCGACCAGGAGUUGGUGGACAGAAUAGAAAAGGUCUCUGGACAGAGGCCGCAUCACUUUCUCAGAAGAGGAAUCUUCUUCUCACACAGAGACAUGCAUCAGGUACUGGAUGCUUAUGAGAAGCAAAAGUCCUUUUACCUCUAUACUGGCAGAGGUCCAUCCUCAGAGGCCAUGCACGUCGGUCACCUUAUCCCCUUCAUCUUCACCAAAUGGUUGCAGGAUGUAUUUGACAUCCCUCUGGUGAUCCAGUUGACUGAUGAUGAGAAGUACCUGUGGAAGGAUCUAACUCUGGAAGAGUGCCACCGCUUUGCUGUGGAAAAUGCCAGAGACAUCAUUGCAUGUGGCUUUGAUGUCAACAAGACCUUCAUUUUUUCUGACCUGGACUACAUGGGUGCAUGCCCUGAAUUUUACAGGAAUGUGGUGAAGGUCCAGAAGCAUGUGACUUUUAACCAAGUCAAAGGCAUCUUUGGCUUUACAGACAGUGACUGCAUUGGAAAGAUCAGCUUCCCAGCCAUCCAGGCAGCCCCAUCCUUCAGUAACUCUUUCCCACAGAUCUUUGGAAGCAGAAAAGACAUACAGUGUCUCAUCCCAUGUGCCAUAGACCAGGACCCCUACUUCAGAAUGACCCGUGAUGUUGCUCCAAGGAUCGGCUACACCAAACCAGCCCUGCUGCACUCAACCUUCUUCCCUGCCCUGCAGGGGGCACAGACAAAAAUGAGUGCCAGUGAUGCCAACUCCUCUAUUUUCCUCACUGACACACCAAAGCAAAUUAAAAACAAGAUCAACAAACAUGCAUUCUCGGGAGGAAAAGACACAGUGGAGGAGCACAGACAGUUUGGUGGAAACCCAGAUGUGGAUGUGUCCUUUAUGUACUUGACCUUCUUCCUGGAGGAUGAUGAACAGCUGGAGAAGAUCAAACAGGACUAUGCAAGUGGAGCUCUUCUCACGGGGGAACUGAAGAAAACUUUGAUUGAGACUCUGCAGCCAAUGAUAGCCAAACACCAAGAGCGACGCAAACAAGUCUCAGAUGAGACAGUUCAGCAGUUCAUGACACCCAGGCCUUUAAAUUUUAACUUGUAGCCCAACUGAACGGUUAAGAUGUCAUGGUUAAUUAAGUCACUAAUGUCAGUACGAGAAAGAAAUUAUUGAUCAAGCUUUUUCCAUUUAAAAUGGUUAACUUGUAAUGUGAACAGGACAUUUUGUAAUACAGAUCGCAUCAGGGCUGGGUAUAACUGAAAUACAAAUGUAUGGAACGAUAAUUUACUCCUCUGUGUUAAGCAUGGCAUUGUCCACGCCUUCAUGUUAAUUGUAAGCAUCAUACUGCACCAAAUGUCCACAUUUAUCUUCAUGAAAUGUAUGUGUGGACAGCUCUGCUGCAACGUCAUGUGCAUUCUACUCUUCACCCUGAAAUCAGUUCAUUGACAAUUAAAGAUGAGUACAAAUGUAA